Messenger RNA from Diversispora eburnea, 843 nucleotides. Lineage: Eukaryota; Fungi; Glomeromycota; Glomeromycetes; Diversisporales; Diversisporaceae. The record is from the annotation of a GenBank genome assembly.
GAUUUAUGGAUUAUAAAUACCCGUACUUGGUUCCUGUGUAUUUACCUUGAUGACAAAGAUAACAUUUACUCAAACGUUGCUAUUUUAUCAUGUAGGACUUCUCAAGGCGACGGUGGAAUAGAUAUGGUGGGAAAUCAAAAAAGAUUUUUUGUAACUUCUUUAAGAGAUGGUUAUUCACCUCAAGCAAUGGAUAAAAGGAAUCAUCAGAACGUCAAGACCUCUGAUCUAGUCACUGUUAAAUUUUUGUUAUAUAAUAGUAUGCAAAAUCCGUUAUCCACAGUUAAGUCGAAUAUGUGGACAAAUGAUCAGUUGCGCUUAUUAAUCGAUGAACGAAAAAAUCGAAAUUCAGAAUAUUAUGAUAUUGCGGGAAGUAUCGAAAUUCCAAAUCUUGUAAGAGACCAUAAGUUAAUGCGCCAGUACAUGGCUGGAAACCAUGCUGGGCGACGAAGCAAGGUUGGUGAACGAUAUUUGAGGAAUUUCGAACUCUCCUCUGGGAGAGACCACAAACGACAUUUUGAUUUGGUGCAUAAUGCAAACAUUGCCACAAGACGUGCUCAAGAAAGACGCCGUAACCGUACCCACCUCCAACUUAUGAGGAAGUGUCAUCAAUGUAAUAUUGCAGAUGAGACACGAGAAGUGAAAGCUUCAUUACUUCGUAAUAGUGACAUUUCUCCCAAAAUAAAUUUGGGCCAUAACGAUUCCAGUAAUUUAUCAUCCAAUUUGACAAAUAUUACCCGACCCAAUAUAUUCUUAUCACGUAACGAAAGUGAUAUUAGUAUGCAGGAUGUGGGUGGUAGUCAACCACUCUCUUAUAUGGAAUCUAUAAACGAGGAAGAAAGAUAA